GAGAGGGGCGGGGCCGGGAGAGUACCUGUGCGCGGGGCGGGGAGGGGCCGCCGCGGGGCUCGGGAGGGCACCGCCCAGAACUCGCGGAGCCGGGCUCGGAGGCCGGGCCACGGACGGGGGGCGGCGCCCUAGAGAGCGCUAGGACCCAGGAAGAACUUGGGGUGGAGAAGCUGGAUGGGCGUGGACCAGAGAGAAUCUGGAGCAGGCCUCAGCCACCCCUCCGGAUGCUGGUGCUGCCGUCGUCCCCCUGCCCGCAGCCCCUGGCGCUUCCCUCCGCAGAGGCCAUGGAGGCCCCGCCCUCUCGGACAGGCAGGUCUCCAGAACCCGGACCUUCCUCCUCCACCGGACUUCCCCAGACUUCCUCCUCUCCGAGGCCCAACCACUACCUGCUCAUUGACACCCAGGGUGUGCCGUACACCGUGCUGGUGGACCAGGAGCCCCAGAGACAGCCUGGUGCAGAUGGGACAUCAGCUCAGAAAAAGUGCUACAGCUGCCCUGUGUGCUCCCGGGUCUUCGAGUACAUGUCCUACCUGCAGCGGCACAGCAUCACCCACUCGGAGGUGAAGCCCUUCGAGUGUGACACCUGUGGGAAGGCAUUCAAGCGGGCCAGCCACCUGGCUCGGCACCACUCUAUUCACCGGGCCGGCGGUGGUCGACCCCAUGGCUGUCCGCUCUGCCCUCGCCGCUUCCGAGAGGCGGGGGAGCUGGCCCAGCACAGCCGGGUCCACUCAGGGGAGCGCCCGUUUCAGUGCCCCCACUGCCCGCGCCGGUUUAUGGAGCAGAACACGCUGCAAAAGCACACUCGGUGGAAGCACCCAUGAGCCAGGCUGCGGGGCGCCCCAGGUGCCACGGGGAUCUGUGGGGAGCCUGGACUCCCGUUGCCCUCAGACACCUGGCCAGUGCGGAAGGCUGGGUUGCAGCCCUGGACACAGACCCACCGCCUGCAAAGGCCAAGCCCUGCCUGAAGGAGGAGCCCAUGAGUAGCCUUCCUGUAUUGGAAAUAAGCGGAAAACAAGACCUUAACAUUCGCAGAGUGGAGCCCCCCAGCCUCAGGCUGAGCCCUGAGCGGAGGUGUGGGGAGAGAGUGCUCUGUGUGGAAAUUCUCCAGCCUGAAAAAUGUGGUUGGGAGCCGUCAAGAAUCUGCACCAGCUUCCUGAGGCCCUCCUUGUUGAUGCUGGGGGAAGGGGCCCCAGACCUGCCUCCCAAACCCCAGCCAGACACUGGACACCCAAUAAACACCUUUCCCAUUUUGA
This is a messenger RNA of Lutra lutra (Eurasian river otter), 1253 nucleotides long. RefSeq names its product zinc finger protein 581 (gene ZNF581). Gene Ontology annotation, biological process: regulation of transcription by RNA polymerase II. The transcript has 2 exons. NCBI's taxonomy places the organism in Eukaryota, Metazoa, Chordata, Mammalia, Carnivora, Mustelidae. The coding region runs from base 225 to 821 and encodes 198 amino acids. The record is from RefSeq and is a predicted model, not a curated record. Gene Ontology annotation, molecular function: DNA-binding transcription factor activity, RNA polymerase II-specific; RNA polymerase II transcription regulatory region sequence-specific DNA binding. Gene Ontology annotation, cellular component: nucleus.